AUGCAAUGAAAGUGCAGCGACGAUAUGCAAGGAAAUGGGCGAUAGUUCUGGUACACUGAGGUACAUGGAUUUAGCUGCAGAUGGAUAUGCUGAAUCCGGAAGUACUGAUUCUUCAGCUAUGGCGCUUGAUAAAGCUGCAAAAUGUUUAGAAGAUAUGGAUCCUGAAAAAGCUAUUGAGGUUUAUCACAAAGCACUAACAAUGGUGCAAGAAACAGAUCGUUCGCGUAUGGCUGGUGGAUUUAUGAAUCGACUGACUAAACUAUAUUUGAAACUGAAACGGUACAAAGAAGCAGCUAAUAUGAUUAAUGAAGAAAUCAAGAAAUAUAUGGAAGUUAAAGAAGUUGGUCGAGUGGGACAGCUUACUAUUGCUCUCGUUCUUGUCCAGUUAGCAUGUAGGGACACAGUAUCAGCGGCAAAAUAUGUUCAAAAAUCAUUCAAAUGUGAAGAAUUUGAAAUUUCGGAAGAUGCAAAAGUUUGUUGUGCGUUGAUCUCAGCAUAUGAAUCGGGUGAUAAUAAUCGUUUUCAACAGGUCCUUCAACAUCCAAUUUUAAGAAAUAUGGAUAAUGAGUAUCUACGUUUGAUGAAGGAAUUAAAAGCCAGUUCUGAAGUAAGUGGCGGAAGUAACAAUGACGCUAACGGAGAGGAUGAUGGAGGUGGUGAAGAUUUGAAAUAA
This is a messenger RNA of Acanthocheilonema viteae, 673 nucleotides long. NCBI's taxonomy places the organism in Eukaryota, Metazoa, Nematoda, Chromadorea, Rhabditida, Onchocercidae. The record is from the annotation of a GenBank genome assembly.